Lachnellula hyalina is the source of this 5745-nucleotide messenger RNA. RefSeq names its product Septation initiation network scaffold protein (gene cdc11). The record is from RefSeq and is a predicted model, not a curated record. Gene Ontology annotation, molecular function: protein binding. Lineage: Eukaryota; Fungi; Ascomycota; Leotiomycetes; Helotiales; Lachnaceae. Bases 1 to 5745 code for a protein of 1914 amino acids. The transcript is spliced from 2 exons.
AUGACAAUUUACCAUAUUACCACAGACUCUCCCACGACAUCCCCCAACAUUGCCAUUGCUAUGGAGCAGGCAUGGUUGGAUUCCCUUUCAGAAGACUGGGUUUCGCAACCAAGGUCAUCUGGCUCUCCAGCACCUUCACUGCCAUCUCUGACCGAUAAUACUUCCGAAUCUUCUGACGCGCGCGCCAAGUCGAGUCGCAUCCCAAAAUUCAACCCCCAGAAGAAAACAUGGACCGCUACCGAUAGCCCUCUUAGUGAGCGCAGUAGUAAUGAGCACAAUAUUCCAUUGCCUCAACGGGGAUCUAAGAAUCCUUCAAAACUCCGCGACGAAAUGGGAAGUGCGCGGGGAAGGCAUUCUCGAACAAUAUCUGCAUCCACAACUCAUUCAACACAAUGCCACACAAUUCAACAUAAAUCCACUAGUUUAUCACCGAAGAGAGUGUCAGGCGAAAUACCUGAAUGGAAGAGGAGACUGUUGCAUGGAGAUGUUGCGUAUGGCGAGCAACGGGAUUUGUUCAGCCCUGCUGGUAUCGAAAACCUAUUUCGGCCUCCUCAACCGCAGCCGCCAUUACCAUCAAAGCUCCAGACACAGACAGUCGGGGAAGAGAGUAUCGUCAUGCCUUCAAGCCCCCCUCCAUACAAUAUCAAUAGAGAAACUCGAGAAUCGGAAGUUUUAUCGGACCAGGGAGAAGAGGUGGAAGAACAAAAGCGUGGAAAACCACGAGCCAUGAAAUACAAGUUGGUCAAUGAUGAGGGCAGCGAUUUUUCGGCAUCAGAUUUGAGUCGAAGUAGUAACUUUCACCCAAGGGCUGCAACUGCUCAAAGUGGACGGAUUUACGACUCGAGCAUGGAAGGUUCAGUUGCGCAAAAUGGAGUAGGAGAACGGACAGUGAGUGGGCAAAGUGAUAUGCGCAACGAAGAGCUCAGUCCAAUAUAUGUGUCGAGACACAAUACUAUCGACGGAAAUAUUGAUUUUUUGGCAAAGAUACCAGUUGCUGAAGUUAAACAACGAUUAGAGGACAUUCGAGAAGAUAGCCCACUUCAGGUCAGCGAAGCCCUGGAGGACAGUUCACGGAUCGUGUUGGAAAACACGACAGCUGACACGGAUGACUUCGCACAUAAUGGUCAGUUCAUCAAUACUCGUAGAGGAGGCCGUUCAGAAGAGGGAUCUUUUCAAAAGCGCAUGUUGAGCCCAUCUUCACUCCCGGCCAUAGACGAAUCAGCAAUGCUACCGGAAGAGUCGAUGCAAGCAAGCACGCCAAAGCAACUACCUAACGUCAGGAAGACUCGAACUUCAAACCAGGAUCAAGUUCCUUCAGGUCGGGACCUAUCUCCAACUCCCCAAACGCCUCACUCAAGUCCUUCUAAACCCAAUGAGAGGCCACAUGAAACCAGUUCAGGAAGUCCGCUGAAAAUUUUUGACACUUAUGAUACUUUCACUAAGCAAAGACUACUACGCCGACUGAGCCAAUUCGAAGGAGACUUGGAUGGAAGCGAGGAAGGUUUUGUGCAUUCCGUAUCAGGACAGGAACAAACAAACCCCGAUAUCAAUGAAGGUUCUGUAGCUGAAUCAAGUCCAAUUAAGCCACGGCAACAGGGCCAAGGCCAUUCGCAUACAUCGAGCAAAGUCACUAGCUUUGGGAAAGGGGAGUUGGAUAAAUUUCAGUUUAGUGAGGAGGCAUCCUACGAUUCGAGUAGAUCCAACAGUCAAGAUGAGGAUAAAGAGAAUAUGUCUCUCCCUGUGCUUGACCCGACAACUCAAACAAGAUUCAAAUUCCAUUUGGAACCAUCUCCAGCUCUGGACGAGGAAAUGGUGAUGACGCGUCGGUCCAGACACACUACCACCACAAAUACAACAAAGCGCACUAUCAAUGUUCGCAAGACAAUACGGCCGACUACUAGUACUUCCGAGUUGUCAAGCGAGAUGCCGACAUCUCAAAGGCUGGAGGAUCUGGAAACACCAAGGAAAAGGAAUGGAGAUUCAGAGGGAAAAAGGUUACCAAAGUCACCCUUGAAAGAUCCGACCCCCAAACGGCGACGGACCUUACAAAACCAAGAUAUCAGCGAGUUGGAAGUAGGUGACGAUAGCGCCGGGAUUGACUCUUUGAGAGAAACGCACCAGCAGAUGCAAUCCGUUAUUGGAAAACGUAAGGAUGCAAGGCAUUUGGACGAUCAGCAGGCCGCUAAUCCAAAAGUCCUCGCCAUGCGUCAGAUAUUGAGACCUCGGACACCAACACCAAGCCAACGAAGUAGUCAACAGAAUGAACGGCCCCCGCUCGUGGAAUUAGACAUGGCUACCAUCGAAAAGGCACGAGUACUCCAAGAGCGGAGGAUUGCGCAAAUACAAGCUGAACUUGAUACGACGGAUCCUCUAAGGAUCUCCGCACCUCUCGGAGCUAGCCAGCAACGCGACGAGAGCCGCAAAGGUUCUGUCACAACACAAGACUUCCUUGAUGAAGCCAAAAAAAUCAUGGCAGGAAUCCGGGGUAAAGCGAGACCGCGGAGUGGUCUGACUAGUGUUGAGGAAUCCGAGGCCGAAAAUGACAGAAACCGGAUACCCAAGGGAGCUGCAGAAGAAGAAUUUAUUGAAGAUUCAUACCAGGAGUCUACGCAGGAGCCGUUCUCAAGGCCCCCGAGUCGUGAAGGAAAACCGAUUACAAGAUUGCCUGUUAUGCAAGAGGAUCCCGUAAUCUUGGAUCACCUUCGCAAGUAUCAGGAGAAGAGUGAUAUGGAUGAUGCCAUUGCGUCUUCAGUACGAACUAUGGCUAUGGCUAAAGAAGCAGUUGAGGAGGCUAAAGAGAUUGAACGAAUGACGAAUGUGACAGUUUCACGGGCUUCAGGCACAUUCCUGACGUCGGGCAACAUUCUGGAGAGCGAGCCAUCCAAUAUUAGAAUAUCCGAGAAUCCCGAACUUCAGCGAAAGCGUAAACAUUCGGCUUCAUCGAUCCCAACGGUGAGCGAGGGUUCCAAGGAAGCCGAGUAUCCUUCUCAUGGAUCCAACGCUUCAUCUAGCCAGUCAACAACACGUUCUAUUCCGACUGGCUCAUCGAGAGGUUCAGACUCAAGGCGCGUUAUUGCUCCUCAUACUGUCUCACAUUUGAUUCCCGAACAGCUCGCUGGCAUGGUCUUUGACCGUGAGAAGAAUAUCUGGUUCAAGGGGAAGAGUGUCAGCGCCGAGAGUCGCGGACAAGGAAUAUUCUCAGCAGACGAAACGGAAGAUGACCCUUUUGGAGAUAUUCCUGACUUGUCGGUGGAUGAAACGCAAGAACGGCAACGAAUUAAAGCAGUGGCCGCUGGAUUGAGGCAGGAGGCGCAAUCACUCAGUGACAACAAGAAUACUCCAAUCGCAACGCCUUCGCAACCGCAUAAUUCUACUUACCAAGCUCCUGCUUCGAAUAACCCUGGUCAAUCCCCAUUUAACUUUGAUCCUUCGAACCUCUUUGGUUUGGAUCCAGGAGGUACAGCGCCAAAAACCACGAAUAAAUCGUCUGUUUGGGAAAACAAACAAGUUAACACCACUAGUUUGCCGGUAUUCCAUGAACCAAACAAAGAGACAGGUCGCAAAAUAGCUGCUCAGACUAAAAUCAUAGCGGAACCUACUGAGGAGUUUGAAAGCGAGAUAUCUAUCCAUGAAGACCGAGUUUCAGAGACUCCGCGGCGUCGCAAUGUUACAAUAUCAUUCUCGUCUCCAAUAGCUUCAAUCAUCAACCCAGUCGACUUUAACGUCGAAAAUAAUCUCGAACGUAGCACGGAAGAAGCUAACUCGGACUCUAGCGGACUCAUGGAUGCUCACGAGGACAGCAUCAUUAUCAAAAAGAGAAGCAGCAGUCACAGGGAAACCGCAACUAGCACUCGUUCCUCGGUCAGAAAAGCGUCUCGUGGAAUUUCUAUUGGCCGUCAAACGUUUUCGGGAAGACCGGUAUCACGCAUUGAUGAACGGGACGAAGAGUAUUCUGACGAACAAAAUGAUGAGAUGCAUCAACGAAGCGUCAGCGUUAUUGUAACGACACCGGCGCCGAAGCGGGAAGUAAGCAUGGUUUAUGCUACGCCUAGACUGUUGCAUGAGAUAGGAAAUCUCAGCCUUACUCCGCUUUCCGAUUUCACCAUACACCAUGAGGACAAAUCUUUUGGUUUGGAUGUUAGUUACGUUGCUGCGAGACAGAGAUAUACCCUUGGUGAGGGUCAACAGAGAACUUUGUCCUUGUCGAUCAAGGCGCUUGUGGAAAGGAUUACGGAGGUUGAACCGUACGAACCAUACUGGGAGGACUUGAAGCAGAUAGAGUUGCGGGAAAAGAGGCUCACGACUCUCCACAAGCUAGAUGAAUUUUGUGGGAAGAUCGAGGACCUCGAUGUGUCUCAUAACCAGAUAAGCCAGCUUAAUGGUGCUCCAUCAUCCGUUCGACACUUACGAAUGACGCACAAUUGUCUCACAAACCUGACAGCAUGGAACCAUCUCAGCAAUUUACAGUACAUCGAUAUUUCAAACAACGAGAUUGAGUCUCUCUCAGGAUUGAAGUGUUUGGUGCACUUGAGAGGCUUGCGUGCGGAUAACAACAAAAUCACGUCCUUAGAUGGCAUUGGGCAACUUGAUGGAUUAUUGAGUCUGCGUUUGAGGGGCAAUAUGCUCGAGUCCAUCGACUUUAGCGGUACUAGGCUUCAGAGAUUGACAGCCCUUGAUCUUAAAAACAAUAAUAUCAAAGACGUCCAAAAUAUCGGCGAACUCUCGUCAUUGUCGAACCUAAACCUGGAAGACAACCAAAUUUCUAGCUUCUCGCCAAAUAGCGCCAAGCUGCUCUGGAAUUUGAAUUACCUCCGCUUAGCUGGGAAUAACCUGACUUCUAUUGAUGUCAGCCCAUUUCCCUGUCUCCGUCUGCUGUAUCUCGAUCGCAAUCGCCUGGGUACUGUAAGCGGUAUCCUCAAAACGAAGCAUCUUGACAGUUUAUCGAUGCGAGAACAGCAGGAUGGUGCAAUAAUCGACAUGGCGUUUUUGUCUCAAGCGUUCGAACUCCGCAAGCUCUUCCUAUCUGGAAAUCUUCUCCCUAUCUUCGAUCCCAGUGCCGUCUUUCUCAACUUGCAGUACUUGGAGCUCGCCAAUUGCGGACUGAAGUCUCUUCCUUCUAAUUUCGGUCAACUGUUCCCGAACGCUCGAGUCUUGAAUCUGAAUUUCAACGCGCUCAAAGACCUUAAACCGCUCCAUGGAAUUCGGCGUUUGAAGAGGCUUUACCUGGCGGGCAAUCGACUAGCAAGCCUGAGGAAGGUGACAAGUAUGCUGUCGCAGUUCUCUUUCCUGUCGACCGUUGAUCUUCGGAGCAAUCAAUUGACACUGGGCUUCUAUCCAGCUCCGUUGAACACUGCUCUGGCUGUACGCAAAGCUGUUGACGGUGGAGAGGUCUUAGAGCCUUUCACCAUUGGAAAUGUGGAUAGUGAGAGAGACGCGAAAUAUGUAAAGUGUCUAGACUUGGAGACAAAGAUGACGAGGAGAGUAUACCAGAUUUUAGUAUUAGGUGGCUGUACUCGGCUGAAAAUACUGGAUGGUUUGGAUGUCAACAAGUCAACAAUGGAUUUGAGAGAUGGGACUUGGAAUACCCUGGUUCAGUCAGGAGUUUUGAUGUUGGAUGGAAAUCAGGCAGCGCUUGGUGUCUCCAGUGAAGGAAGCAGCACUUUGAAGGAGCCGGAUGAGGAGCCGGAGCCCGUGGAGGAACCGGUUCGAGAGGAGACGUGGCCUGCUGAGGAUAGCUUUGCUUGA